AUGACCAACAGAGAGAAGGAUUCCUUUUUGCAGUCCAUGAGUGAUAAAUUCAGAAUGCUUCCUGAUCCUGAUCAUUCCACGUACAUGUCUCUAUGUCUGUCUGAAAUUCUAUACGACAUUGGUGUGAAUGAAGAUAUGGUGACGAGAACGAGACGAGCUUGGCUUCUGAGAGAAUCACUGACAACUGUUAGUCACAGAUCAAGAGGAAUACCAGAAUCAGAUUAUAUAUUUGGCAGUCUCACCGAGGGGGCUACAACAACGUGGUUACGCUCAGAUAAUGAUUUUUUGAUGUUCAAUGACAAUGACGAAGUAUUUUCUGACCUGAAGUAUUGUAGGCAAGGGCAGCUUGUAAUGGAAGAUGAUUCUACACCGCCAGGAUAUUGCUAUAUUCGUGAAGUCUUAGGCGACAAUCCCGGCAAAUCCCAGGCAUCACUUCUUCCGCAUUGGAUUUCUUUACCAGAUUCCUGGAAAUCCGACGACGGCGAGGAUUAUGAAUUACACGGACCUGCUUUACGUUGCCAGGGACAUACCACAUACAAUGCUCAAGACUAUGUUACUGCUGACUUUUGCAAAACUUGGCCAAACAGGGCAAAGCAGUGGAUAUUAGAAGAAGGUGUUGGUCACUGGUCAACAAAAGACAUUAAGUCGUUUGCAGAACAGAGUGGUUGUUUUCUUGUUCCGGUUGGUAGUAAAGGAAGUAAAAUGGAAAAAUAUGAAUACAGAAUAUCUACAUGUUUAGCUGAAAGAGCUCUAAUGUUAAGUUUGAAUAUCACACAACUAAGAUGCUAUAUUCUUUUGAAAAUUAUUAUAAAAUCAUUUUUUAAAGCUGUGGUACAAGAUGUCAUCUCAAGCUAUAUAUGUAAAACUGUCCUUUUUCACUGUAUAAAACAUACGCCUUCAGUCUUAUGGAAAGAGUCGAAAUUGUUGAACUGUUUAACGCUAUGUUUAUCGUCCUUGCAAUAUUGUGUUCUUAUUGGCCAUUGUCCACAUUUCAUCAUACAUGAUAACAAUUUAUUGUUCGGACGAAUAUCACCUCAGUUAAGAACAAUAUUUAUAGAAAUUACAGGGUUGAUAUCAAUGUCAUGCGGAUAUGCACUUACAGCAAUUUUGUGUGAAAACCUGGGAGUAAGGUUAAAGAAAAAAUUAAACAAAACAAAACUACCGCUUCAAGUAGAAAGGGGAAGGAUCAAACGUAUCGGAACUCUUCUGCAAAACACUGGCAAGGUUAUUCACAAUUUUUAUGAAUUGAUCUUAUAUGACGCAAACUAUAAAGAUGACGAAGCAUUACCGUUUUUAUAUUUAUGCGUAUCCCAAUUGGUGAAUAUUCACAAGAUGGGUAGUCGAUUAGAACGUUUAGCAUGUAAAUGUCUCGCAAAGGAACUAAGUUCUACAAUAGGAUCACUUUUGGCCUCCUCUAAUAUAAGGUCUUCUGUGUCAAUUUCGAAAGCUUCAUUAAGUUGGUUUGAUGCAAGUCUUGAUUCAAACAUUUCAUCUAACAGAUUAAAACUGGCGUCCGUUUUCUACACUGCUGGUGAAAUAAAUAAAGCGCUUUCAAUAAUCAAAGACGUUGAAAAUCGUUAUGAUAUUAAUACAGUGGAACCAGUUUGCCGUUGUACUACACAAUCAAGUCAUCCAGCAAGAGAGGGAUUUGACAAAGCCGCCGAACAUUAUAAUGAAAAUGGUAUGAAAUAUGCUGUUGCGUAUUGUGUAAAUUUCUUGCGCUGUGAAAGAACGUGUAUGCCCAGAGAGUUGCACUUAGAAGUGCACAGGACGACAGCAGCGGAACAAAAUUUGCGACAUUUGAAAAACCAAUGGUUAGAUCUUGCAUUUGUUGAUUCUCUCACAUUUCUUUUAUUUCUAAAAUACAAGAUUUUUAGUUGUUUAGGAAAAGAAGCAGAGCAGAGUAAAGCUUUAGAUGCUCUUAUCAAAGCUAUCCGUUUUGAGCCAAAUUUAGGUCACAGAGAAACUGGAUUGAAUUUAGUGGGACAAAUUAUGGUAGAAAAAGGGAAAUUACAUAAAGCAUUGCUUUUCUUUCUAGCGUCACAUAUUAUCAAGCCCAGAAUUAACGCUGCAAAGAUCCAUAUAUGCACUGUCAUUUCAAAACUUGUGAAAUUGAAUACAACUCCUGUUUACUAG
Messenger RNA from Ruditapes philippinarum (Manila clam), 2136 nucleotides. RefSeq lists its product as uncharacterized. The transcript has 2 exons. The record is from RefSeq and is a predicted model, not a curated record. Bases 1 to 2136 code for a protein of 711 amino acids. NCBI's taxonomy places the organism in Eukaryota, Metazoa, Mollusca, Bivalvia, Venerida, Veneridae.